Molecule: messenger RNA, 2433 nt
Organism: Brachypodium distachyon (stiff brome)
Lineage: Eukaryota; Viridiplantae; Streptophyta; Magnoliopsida; Poales; Poaceae
Product: flocculation protein FLO11-like
Exons: 1
Coding region: 139-2433 (764 amino acids)
Source: RefSeq, a predicted model, not a curated record
AGGAAGAGGAAAAAAACACAUAACAGAGAUUUUUGACAAUCUAUCUACCGUUGAGGGACAAGGGCAACCCGCCCCCAUGGAACCCUGAUACCCUACUGAUGCCGGCCGUUCCAUGUUCUAUGAUGCAGGUUGGGACCGAUGAAUAACCCCGUGAUCCUGGGCUGCGCCGGCGACGGUUGCACUUCCGGCGUCCACGCCUGGCCUCUCUUCCACACCCACUACAGGGGCGUGCUCUGCCGCCUGUGCCCCACCUGCCUCCUCCUCCCCUACCCCUCCCUCUACUGUCGCUACUGCUUCCUCAUGCCCGGUGCUGAAUCGCCGGCCGACCACGACGCCGACGACACUCUCAUCGCCCGGAACGCGCCGAUUUUGAUCUGCAUGGAAUGUCAAGAAGCCGUCGUCCACGCCGCCUGCAUCAACAAAGCCCGCGGCGACAACUCCUACAGCGCUUUCUUCGUGUGCCCAGCCUGCAGCUCCACGCCCACGGAGGGACAGCCCUUCUCCUGCGGCGUGCCGCUCGACGAGCUCUGCAGGCGGGUCCUGCUCCUUUCCUCGCGGAUCGCGCUGGCAUUGCUUCACAAGGAGGACGCCCAGGUGCGUGCGGCGGGGCAGGAGCCAGCCGCGGAGCUCGUGAACGCGAUCAAGGAAACAUACCGCCUGAUGGGCAACGCCCACGGCAUAGACAUGCCGCCGCGGGAGAACCUGCUCCAGCUGCCGGCGCCACCCCAAGGAAAUAAUGCGCCCAACAUGAACAUGGCGCUGGACCUCAACGAGCCAGCCCGGCCGCCUUCGCCGGCCACGGCUCCGAUUGGCAUGGAGGGCGUCUGCAGGGAAUGGCCAGUCCAGCACCCGCCGCCUUCCGUGCCCACGCUUCCGGUUGGCAGGGAGGGCGUCUGCAGGGACUUCGUCAUGGCCUACCCUGAUGCCCCGUCGUCUUCGAUGGCCUCGCCUGGGACUGGUAUGCGGGGCAUCCGCAGGGAAUUGCCAAUGGCCUCCGCCGUGGCCCAGUCGUCUUCGAUGGCAUUGCUUGCGGCAAGUAUGCAGGGCGUCCGCAGGGGAUUUCCAGUGGACUGCCCCGUGGCACAGCCAUCUUCGAUGCCCUCGCUUGCGGCUGGUAUGCAGGGAGUCCGCAGGGAAUUUCCAAUGGCCUCCCCUGUGGCCCAGUCGUCUUCAAUGGCCUCGCUUGCGGCUGGUAUGCAGGGCGGCCGCAGGGGAUUGCCAAUGGCCUCCCCCGAGGCCCAGUCGUCUUCGAUGGCCUCGCUUGCGGCUGCUAGGCAGGGCGUCCGCAGGGAAUUUCCAAUGGACUCCCCUGUGGCUCAGUCAUCUCCCAUGGCCUCGUUUGCGGCUGGUAUGCAGGAAAUCCUCAGGGAAUUCCCAAGAGCGUCCCCCGUGGCCCAGUCGUCUUCCAUGGCCUCCCUUGAGGCUGCUAUACAGAGCAUCCGCAGGGGAUUGCCAAUGAAUUCCCCCGUGGCCCAGUCGUCUUCGGUGGCCUCGCUUGCGACUGGUAUGCAGGGUGUAGUGCCCCCUUCGCCUUACAUGGCCUCGUUUGCGGCUGCUAUGCAGGGCCUCCGCAGGGAAUUUCCAAUGGCCUCCCCCGUGCCCCCGUCGCCUUCUACGGCCUCGUUUGCGGCUGGUAUGCAGGGCGUCCGCAGGGAAUUGCCAAUGGUCUCCCCCGUGGCCGAGUCUUCUUCCAUGGCCAGGAGCAGGCAGAAUGGCAGCUCAGCAGGCGUCUGCAUGGAAUUGCCAAUGGUCUCCCCCGUGGCCGAGUCUUCUUCCAUGGCCAGGCGCGGGCAUAAUGGCCGCUCACCAGGCGUCCGCAUGGAACUGCCAGCGGCCACUCCCGAGCCUUCUAUGGUCACGCUUACAAGGCGCACGGAGGGCGCCCGCAUGGAAUUGCCAAUGGCCUCCCGGCGCGAGGCCCUGACGCCUUCCAUGUCCGCGCUUACAGGCCGCACAGAGGGCGUUUGCAUGGAAUUGCCAAUGACCUCCCGGCGCGAGGCCACGGCGCCUUCCAUGUCCACGCUUACGCUUGGCCGCAUGGAAUCGCCAAUGGCCUCCCGGCGCGAGGUCCCGUCGCCUUCCAUGGCCACGCAGACGUUUACGCUUGGCCGCACGGCAGGCGUCUGCAGGGACUCGCCAAUGACCUCCUGGCGUGAGGCCCCGUCGCCUUCCAUGGCCACGCAGACGCUUACGCUUGGCCGCACGGCCGGCGUCUGCAGGGACUCGCCAAUGGCCUCCCGCGAGGGCCCGUCGUCUUCCCUGGCCACGCUUAGGCCUGGCCGCACCAUACUUAUGCCUGGCCGCACAACUAUAGGCGUGCCAAUGGCCAACCCCGAGCCUCCGUCGCCUUCCAUGCUCAAUCUUACGCUUGGCCGCACGGCGGGCGUCCGCAAGAAAUCUCCAAAGCAGAAGCGGACGCUGCAGCUGCUCUAG